UUUAUCAUUUCAUCGCUCGCUUCUUCAUUGGUCCUUAGUUCCUUACAAAAAAAAAUGGCUAUCUAUCCUAGAAACAAUUACCUCCUAAGCCUCAUUGCAGUGGCAUUUGUAGCAGCAGGAGCCCUGUUGCCCACAAGUGUAACAGCGCAAACUUCUGUGGGUGAUAUUGUCACUCAGGCAUUCUUCGAUGGGAUCAUCAACCAGGCUGCUGCAGAUUGUGCUGGCAAGAACUUCUACACACGGCAAUCUUUUCUUGAUGCUGUGAACUCGUAUUCCGACUUUGGCAGCACCGGUUCGGCGGAUGACUCCAAACGUGAAAUUGCAGCUUUCUUUGCUCAUGUCACCCAUGAGACUGGCCACUUCUGCUACAUAGAAGAGAUAAAUCGUGACACAUACUGCGAUACAAGUCGAACAGAUUAUCCAUGCAACCCUAACAAACAGUACUACGGACGUGGACCUCUCCAACUAACAUGGAACUACAACUAUGGAGCUGCUGGAAACAGCAUUGGUUUUGACGGCUUAAACUCACCUGAAUCCGUGGCCUCCGAUCCCGUCCUUGCAUUCAAGACUGCAUUGUGGUUUUGGAUAACCAAUGUCCGUCCUGUUAUAAGUCAAGGAUUUGGAGCCACAAUUCGAGCCAUUAAUGGUGCUGUGGAAUGUGAUGGUAAACAGCCUGCCCUAGUUCAAGCCCGCGUCAACUAUUACACUGAUUAUUGCUCCCAGUUUGGUGUUGAUCCUGGCACUAAUCUCUCUUGCUAAAUUAUAAUUAUAAUUAUUAGCUUACUUGUAUGCUUCGAACGAAUAAAUAAUGCAGCCUAAAAGAAUACGAAUAAAUUCCAAGCCCCGUGGAAUAAUUAAGGAGAGGGCUACCUCCUGUUGUGUAGUCCACCAAAUAAAUUACAAAAAUAAAGAUCAUCGUGCUCAGAAGGUUGGCCUCUUUCAGAUA
Malus domestica (apple) is the source of this 946-nucleotide messenger RNA. RefSeq names its product endochitinase EP3-like. The record is from RefSeq and is a predicted model, not a curated record. Gene Ontology annotation, molecular function: chitinase activity. Lineage: Eukaryota; Viridiplantae; Streptophyta; Magnoliopsida; Rosales; Rosaceae. Gene Ontology annotation, biological process: cell wall macromolecule catabolic process; chitin catabolic process; carbohydrate metabolic process.